This is a messenger RNA of Aricia agestis (brown argus), 4650 nucleotides long. RefSeq names its product receptor-type guanylate cyclase Gyc76C-like. Gene Ontology annotation, biological process: receptor guanylyl cyclase signaling pathway; intracellular signal transduction; cGMP biosynthetic process. The record is from RefSeq and is a predicted model, not a curated record. The transcript is spliced from 24 exons. NCBI's taxonomy places the organism in Eukaryota, Metazoa, Arthropoda, Insecta, Lepidoptera, Lycaenidae. Gene Ontology annotation, molecular function: ATP binding; protein kinase activity; peptide receptor activity. Bases 472 to 4473 code for a protein of 1333 amino acids.
AGUCACCCGUUUCACUUGCGACUUGUUUUAAUACUUCUUUGUUAUCAAUGUAAUUUUAUAGUCACAUAAUCGCUGCGAGUUUGCGAGCAUCUCACAAGUCACACAUCGGUAUGAUCGGUACCUAGUUCAGUAGAGUCGUAGUGGUUAAUCCGGAUUCGCGAUCCACAUUUACUCAUUGUCAUAGUCGUGUUGCUUUAGGUUUUAACACAUUCACACUGUUUUAUCGUGUUUGAGUAUUUUUAGAAUGUGUCUGUGGCAGUGAAGCUGAUGUGAUGAUGUCUUUGUAAACAUUAAAAGAUUGUUAAUACCUACAUAUACUGUUAUAUGAACCGUGUGAUUUAGUUGAGUGAAUUAUUUUGAUGCACACUUUCUACUUGAAUGUGAUGAAAAUAAGUAAUGCAUGUGAAGUGGAAAAUUUUCGAAGCAGAUAUUUAAUGUUUAUGGUGUUAGUGGCGCGGUGAAGGCAGCGGCAUGUGGCGCGGCGCGCGGGUGUUCGUACUCGCGGCGCUGGGCCUCCUGGCCGAGCCUUCAGUCGCCGAGCUGCGCAAGCCCCUCGACAUCACCAUCGGCUACCUGCCCUCCAUCAAGGGCGAGCUCCGCGACCGCCAGGGCCUCGCCAUCUCCGGGGCCCUGUCGCUGGCCCUCGAGGAGAUAAACAAUGACACCCGUCUGCUGCCGGACGUGCACAUUAACCUGACGUGGAACGACACGAAGUGCGACACGGUGACGGCGACGCGCCUGCUCACCGACAUGAGCUGCUCCGGCGUCGUCGCCUUCUUCGGCCCCGAGGGUCCCUGCCACACGGAGGCCAUCAUAGCGCAGUCCAGGAACCUGCCUAUGAUCUCCUAUAAAUGUUCCGACUACCAAACUUCAAUGCUUUCCAACUUCGCAAGACUCGAACCUCCCGACACACAGGCGACAAAGUCAGUGAUAUCGUUGCUUAAAUACUACAGAUGGAACAAAUUUUCUAUUGUAUACGAGGAGAGUUGGGUGACGGUCGCAUUGACUUUGGAGAACCACGCGAAGAAAAACAAUAUGACGGUCAACCACCAGCGAGUGGUGAUUGACGGGUUCAAGUGCUGCGAGGAGAAGAUGUCGUGCUGCGCGCCCGGCUUCUGGUACCAGUUCAUACAGGAUACGCAGAACAGGACUCGCAUAUACGUGUUUCUGGGUUCGACGCCGGGUCUGAUCGAGAUGAUGACGGCGAUGGAGUCGCUGCAGCUGUUCGUGAAGGGGGAGUACAUGGUGAUAUUCGUCGACACCAUCACAUACUCGCCCAAGGAGUCCCUCAAAUAUUUCAUUAAAACGGAGGAUCGUCGCAACUCGCAGCCAGUAUGUCCUAACACGCCAGAGUUCAAGAAGCGGGCGCAGUCGCUACUAGUGGUGGUUUCGUCGGAGCCCGAGGGCAGCUACGAGGAUUUCACCAAGCGGGUCCAGGACUACAACGGCCGGAAACCCUUCGAGUUCAACCUGCCGGCCGUCUUUGGAAAUAAAUUUAAUAAGUUUGUGUCAAUAUAUGCAGCCUACUUGUACGACUCGGUAAAACUUUACGCUACAGCUCUAGAUAAAAUAAUAAGGGAGGAGACCGUGUACAAAAAUGAAACAUUAACGCGUGACAAACUAACUGCAAUAUCAACGAAUGGUUCCAGGAUAGUCGCUACAAUGAUAAAAAUUACACCAUUUAAAAGUGUAUCGGGUAUGUCGAUUCGUUUGGACGAGCGAGGCGACUCUGAGGGUAACUUCUCUGUGCUCGCCUUCAAGUUGAACACUAACUCCUCCAAUAGCUCCUCGAUAAGCUUAGAAGAUGAUGUCAACUGCACUUACAGCAUGAAACCCAUCGGACAUUUCCAACAAGCUGAUAGCGCUAAGGAGUAUCCUGAAUACAAAUUGAAUCCCCGUGUGCCGGUCGAUUGGCCGGACAACGUGAAGCCAGAAGACGAACCAUCCUGCGGCUUUAUGAACGAAAAGUGCCCCAAAGAUGACUCGCAGAUAACUUCCCUCGUAGUCGCGGGCACGCUAGCAGUGACGUUAUUCUGUGCGCUGGUAGUCACCGUCAGUAUAUACCGCAAAUGGAAGAUUGAACAGGAAAUAGAGGGUCUGCUGUGGAAGAUUGACCCGCAUGAAAUUGCAGACUACUUCGGUGGCGGUGGAAUGGUGUGGUCUCCUAGUAAGUUAAGUUUGGCGAGUGGAAUGUCGUUGGAGAGUAAAUGUUGUACGCAGAUAUUCACAACCACGGCGCACUACAAAGGAAACCUUGUUAGAAUAAAGGAGUUAAAGUUCUCGAAGAAAAAGGACAUCUCUCGUGACGUGAUGAAGGAGAUGCGUCUGCUACGCGAGCUGCGACACGACAACCUCAACUCGUUCAUCGGCGCCGUGGUGGAGCCGCUGCGGGUGCUGCUGCUUACCGACUACUGCGCGAAGGGCAGCUUGUAUGAUAUAAUUGAGAACGAGGAUAUAAAAUUGGAUAACAUGUUCGUGUCGUCGCUUAUGCAUGAUCUCAUUAAGGGUAUGGUUUUUAUUCAUAGUUCACCAUUGAUCUUUCACGGUAAUCUCAAGUCCUCGAAUUGUGUAGUCACGUCCAGGUGGAUGUUACAGGUUACUGAUUUCGGUCUACACGAGUUAAGAUAUAGUGCAGAAAAUGAUUUGAUGGGAGAGCAUCAAUAUUAUAGAGGUCUGUUAUGGAAAUCUCCAGAAUUGUUACGUCAGCUGGACGACCCCAACGGCACGGUUGGCGGCACGCAGAAGGGGGACGUGUAUGCAUUUGGCAUAAUUCUCUACGAAAUUAUCGCUAGGAAAGGUCCCUUUGGACCAACUACUUUAGAACCCAAAGAAAUAGUAGAGCGCGUCAAGAGAUGUCGGGCGGGGGCGGAGCCGUUCCGGCCGGACACGGGGGCGCUGGCGACGGACGAGCCGGUGCUGGCGAUCCUGCGCGACUGCUGGGCGGAGGAUCCCGCCGCCCGCCCAGACUUUCCCACUAUACGCGCUAGACUCAAGAAGAUCAAGUCGGGCAAGUCGCGAAACAUAAUGGAUCAAAUGAUGGAUAUGAUGGAGAAGUACGCGAAUAAUUUGGAGGAACUAGUCAAAGAGAGAACGAGGCUUUUAGACGACGAGAAACAGAAGACGGAAGAUUUGCUGCACAGAAUGUUACCAAAGUCAGUGGCGCAUCGGUUGACGACGGGCGAGGGGGUGGAGCCCGAGUCGUUUGAUUCAGUCACAAUCUACUUCAGCGACAUCGUGGGCUUCACCGCUAUGUCGGCCGAGAGCACGCCUCUGCAGGUCGUCAACUUCCUCAACGACCUGUACACGGUCUUCGACCGCAUCAUCAGAGGCUACGACGUGUAUAAAGUGGAGACGAUAGGCGACGCUUAUAUGGUGGUGUCGGGGCUACCGAUUAGGAAUAAAGACAGGCACGUCGGUGAGAUCGCGUCGAUGGCGUUGGAGCUGCUCAACGCGGUCCGGACACACAAGAUAGCGCACCGACCCAACGAAACACUCAAACUGAGAAUCGGUAUACAUACAGGUGCAGUAGUAGCGGGCGUGGUGGGACUAACCAUGCCGCGGUACUGCCUCUUCGGUGACACCGUCAACACGGCGUCACGCAUGGAGUCCAACGGCGAACCGCUCCGGAUACACAUCUCGCCGAGCUGCAAGCAGGCGCUGGACAAAAUCGGCGGUUACAUCGUGGAGCCACGAGGCACUAUACCCAUUAAGGGUAAAGGGGUGCUACAAACAUAUUGGUUAGUGGGUGCAACAGAGAAGGCGAUACAGAAGCGACCGGUAGAGGGGGAGGAGCGACCUCUGUUUUGUCGACCGCGAAGGAGCCCGCGGCUAACCGACUCCCGACAUCCUUCCAUUACAGAGUUGAAAUCGGAGGGUCGGUCGGGCAGCGGCGGCGUGCGACAGCGGCUACACAGCGGCGCGUCGCUGCCCGCGCACCCCAACAUGGCGCUCUGCGCUGCGCCGCUCAAAAACGUUAUACCCAGGCACACGCUACGGUCUAUCGCGUCUGUGACGGCGUGCGAUGGCGGCGGCGAAUGCGGCGGGUGCUCGCUGCGGGCGGCGCGCUCGUUGGACGCACUGGCGGGCGCGCGCAUGCGCCGACAGCACACCUCGCGCUCGCUCGACGUCGACGUGCCCAUCUCCAUCGUGUCCGGGCCCAUCUUCAACGGGAACGCGCUCUACAACCUCACCGACGACCUGCCGCGGACCGACGAGGACAGUCCGCUCCUGCGCAAGUCGAGCCUCUGCAACAAGUUCGACCGCGGCCGGCGAAAAGCGCCUGAGUCGGAGUACAUCGAGUACAAGAAGUGGCACUCGCUCGAGAACGUGGUGGACCAGAAGGGCGAUCUCGCCAAGAACACGCGGUUCGCGAUCCGCUCGUGGCUGCUGGGGAUAUUCGGCGCCGGCACGCGCAGCAGCAACGCCUCGCUGCGCCGCGCGCCGCAGUUGCUCGACCGCGAGUCCGCCGUGUGAGCGCCUGCCGCGCCGCCGCGCGCCUACGUGUAAACUGAACGAUCUUAUAUUUUAAAUGUAUAUUAGAUUAUGUAUAUGUAUAUGAAAUGCCGCUGUAAAUACUUUAAAUGUAAGUAAAACGAUGUUACCGUAAAUUGUGAAAUAAGAGUUUAAUGUUAUUAAAUAAUUUCUAUUGAA